GCAGCGACUUGGUGGGCACGGUAGGCUCGCUAAAGAGGGGCGGAGGGGCACGCACACAGCUGGUUCAGCCUGGUUUGAGCAAAUUCCGUGACGAAAUCCUUGACGGGAAGAAAAAACAGGCUACGCAACGCCCGGAAAAAGCACAAAAACAGUGGCAGCUUUCCCUUUGGCUAUUCAACGCUCUGGGUAAACCAUUGGCGGAAUAUCUAUAUACAACGGUGUAUAUAUUGUGCAAAGCCUUGAGACAGAAGGCAGCUUAGGUGUACACCUUAUCGUCAUAUUCUCUGGGUGUUUUGUAUACUCUCUGGCUGAGUGAUUUGUCCAAGAGCAAUCGAUGGAGGGCGGUGACUUGAGAAAGGAGACACGGGGAGAGCAAACGGCGGAGAUGCCAGAUCUCAACGCGGUACUUGAUGCUCAGUUCUACUACGAUAAGCUACUGGGGCUCUCUAAUAGCGGUGGAGAGCUUGUGCAAGAUCAGAAUUUAGGCGUUGUGGAUUCCAGCUCGCUGUUGGACAGUAUGGGUAUAAUGGAUGGCGUGGACAAUGGGUUGUCGCAGCAGCAACAGCAGUCUCUCGCAGAACUGACACAGGCACAGCUACAGCAGCCACCACAGGUGACACCGUAUUCAACAGCAGCACAGGAUCAACAACAGCAACAGCUGGGAAGUAUACCGACGUUUCAAUAUACCUCUGAACAGCCGGAUAGCGGUGCAGCCGUGUACAGGGAUACCGCUGCUGAUGCGGUUGGUCCUCAUGAUAGCCCCUCACAGAGUGCACUCCAUGAUUUCUACAAUGAUAAGUUCCUGGAUGAGCUGAACUGGAAUUUCACCACUGAUAGCAUGAGUGCUAUAUUCAACGACUCCACUACUCUUCCGUCUGCGAGAACUUCUUAUGAGUACAGAACUUCUAGCGAAGUAUUUGAUUCGAUGUCCCAGUUCGAGGAUGAGAAUUCGAGUCCUUUGAACUCGACUCCUUCACGGUUCAGAACGUCAAUAUCAAAUUCGUUGUCGUCAAUAUUCAAAUCGAAUAAUCCAAACAGGUUCAACUUGAGAGGCAUAAACCCACUAUCAACACAUAAGGACGCGGAACUAAUGGUUUCGACGUUACCCACGUUGGAGAACAGCGAGGAGGACUUAACUAAAGUGAAGGAUGAGGAACAGCAACAACAGCCUAAGAAGCAGAAGAAUAGAGCGUUCUGUGACCAAGAGAACAAUCUCCAUGCAAAAGAGUUCUACACAACCGAUCCCAGAGACGACAGAGGAGGAGAAGAUCAGCUUUGAGUUUGACGAGGAGUUGAGUCGGGUGAUAUCAUUAGCCAGUAUGAACUCAUCCACCUAUAAUUUCAAUAAUAACAAAACCAAUACUGUGUCGCAAAGUGAAACCUCUCCUGCUGUUGGACGGAUUUCCAGCGAUUCCUCUCUACCUAUGGAGGUUGAUGAUGUGGACAUGGAUGAAGAUUCCAACAGAGAGCUCAAACAAGAUACCAACGAAGAAGGUGAUCAGAAGAAGCACUCUCCAGAUUACGCAGCUCUAUUUUCUGAUGUCAAAACUUCGAAGAAA
Molecule: messenger RNA, 1559 nt
Organism: Williopsis jadinii
Lineage: Eukaryota; Fungi; Ascomycota; Saccharomycetes; Phaffomycetales; Wickerhamomycetaceae
Exons: 3
Coding region: 335-1279 (314 amino acids)
Source: RefSeq, a predicted model, not a curated record